CAAUUCUGAAUCAAAUUGCUCAAUUAUAAGCUGUGUCGCCUAAUGAAAAACAUUGGACUGAGAAAAGUAAAGAAAGGAUUUAAUAUCAAAUAUAAUAAAAUGGCUACGAUACCGAAGUGCGGCGGCUGCCACGAGCUGAUCUUGGACCGAUUCAUCCUGAAGGUGCUGGAGCGAACGUGGCACGCCAAGUGUCUCCAGUGCAGCGAGUGCCACGGUCAACUCAACGAUAAAUGCUUCGCCCGCAACGGUCAACUUUUCUGCAAGGAGGACUUUUUCAAGUCUAACAGACGGUACGGUACAAAGUGUUCCGCUUGUGAUAUGGGCAUACCGCCAACCCAGGUGGUGCGCCGGGCCCAGGACAACGUCUAUCAUCUGCAGUGCUUCCUGUGCGCGAUGUGCUCCCGCACUCUCAACACGGGCGACGAGUUCUAUCUGAUGGAGGACCGCAAGCUCAUCUGCAAGCGCGACUACGAGGAGGCCAAGGCAAAGGGUCUCUACUUGGAUGGCUCGCUGGACGGCGAUCAGCCGAACAAGCGUCCGCGAACCACAAUCACCGCCAAGCAGCUGGAGACCCUGAAGACCGCCUACAACAAUAGCCCCAAGCCCGCCCGACACGUUCGGGAGCAGCUUUCACAGGACACUGGCCUAGAUAUGCGGGUGGUCCAGGUCUGGUUCCAAAACAGGCGGGCCAAGGAGAAACGACUGAAAAAGGAUGCGGGACGCACCCGAUGGAGUCAGUACUUCCGCUCCAUGAAGGGGAACUGUUCGCCACGCACUGACAAAUUCCUCGACAAGGAUGAACUGAAGGUCGAUUAUGACAGCUUCAGUCAUCAUGAUCUAAGCAACGACAGCUACAGCACCGUCAAUUUGGGCCUGGAUGAAGGCGCCUCACCGCACAGCAUUCGCGGCUCCUACAUGCAUGGCAGCUCUAGUCCGUCUCAGUACCCGCCGAGCAGUCGCUCGCCGCCGCCAGUUGGCCAGAGCCAUACCUUUGGAUCGUACCCAGACAAUAUUGUGUACACCAAUAUAGAUCAUGCGACGGGCUCUACUCUGCACGCCAGCAAGUCACAUCACCGCCUGCACAGUAGCAACAAUGUUUCGGACCUGAGCAACGACUCAAGCCCCGAAGAGGGCUAUCCUGACUUUCCGCCGAGCCCCGAUUCCUGGCUUGGCGACUCGGCAAGUACCAACAACACCAGCAACAACAACAACAACAACAGCAAUAACAACGGUGGCAGCGGCAGUGGUGGAGCCAGUGCGAAUGUCAGCAAUGUCACCACGGCAAACCCCGGCACGCCAAGCGUACAUUACUGAUACUCAAAUCUGCUUUUGCGUUAUUUUGAGAUGCAGUCUCGCAGUCUUAUUCUCUCUGCCCAGCAACAACAACAGAAGCUUUAGCAGCGCCAUGUUGAAAGCUCUGAGUAACAGCGACAGCGAAGCUAAGUUGUUAACGGGAAUAAGUCAGGAGAUGUGGCAACGCGGCGGAUCUAAAACUGUAGAUUUCAAGUUAAUGCCAUUUGGGUGCGUCUCGUCUCCAUUAUAACCAAUUCGUGAUUAGCGAAAAAAUCCUCAUCAAAAUCAACUAGUUCAAAAAUUAGCAAAAACAAAAAACAUCUCUCAACUUUUUGGGUACGCAGGAUCUACAGAGGCCAUCUUUUGAUGGGGUGCGAGUCGCGCCCACAUGGCAUUACCCUUAAAGCCUUAUUUGUGUUUAGAUAAACAAAAACCCUUACACAAUUUGCUCAAAAUAAUUUAUUUCCUUUACUUGGUCAUCUACGUCGGUGGAUUGAAAACAGAUUACGUAUUUGUACCUACUUUAAAGCUUAAUUGAUUGCAUCACUUCCUGGAACAGCCGCUCUAUCAUUUACCAUUGAAACCCUUCCCUGAUAUUUUACUGUAAAUAAUGUAUAUUUGUGUAUAGUGAAUGAACUCUAAAACUGAAUUUUAAAUUAAAUUAAGUCUGUAUAGCGUCAAACAAAUGCGGGGUAGUAGAGCAAAAUAUGCAUGCAUACAUAUGCUAGGCUCGAGCCCAAAACAAGUUAUUUAUUGCUUUAUAUAGGAAUACAACCAAAUUGCAUAGGAGAAAUAUCAAUUACGAAAACGUGAUGUCGUAUUUAUAUCUAAUGAAAACCCAAAAACCAAAAAUAUUUAAACAGCAUAGAAAUGUCAGUAAGGAAGCAACUAAGUAAAAAAAUGAUAAAAUGAAUGCGAUGAAAUAAAUUACUAUUUGACACAUAAGAAUA
Molecule: messenger RNA, 2243 nt
Organism: Drosophila obscura
Lineage: Eukaryota; Metazoa; Arthropoda; Insecta; Diptera; Drosophilidae
Product: LIM/homeobox protein Lhx3
Exons: 7
Coding region: 43-1314 (423 amino acids)
Biological process (GO): regulation of transcription by RNA polymerase II; neuron differentiation
Cellular component (GO): nucleus
Molecular function (GO): DNA-binding transcription factor activity, RNA polymerase II-specific; RNA polymerase II transcription regulatory region sequence-specific DNA binding
Source: RefSeq, a predicted model, not a curated record